UCCAACAUCUAUUGGUCCUUGUUUUCAGAUGAGUGGAGGAGAUCUUGGAGUAUCGGCUUUUCCUGAAGGCGAGAGCAUUUUUACAUGGCUUGGCACAAUUGAAGGUGGAAAAGGAACUAUGUAUGAGGGUUUAUCCUACAAACUUUCUUUGCGUUUUCCUCUGGACUAUCCUUUCAAGCCACCCCAAGUCAAGUUUGAGACAAUGUGCUUCCAUCCAAAUGUUGAUCAGUUUGGCAAUAUAUGUCUUGAUAUUCUGCAGGACAAGUGGUCUUCAGCGUACGAUUGCAGGACUAUACUUCUGUCCAUUCAAAGUCUAUUGGGAGAACCAAACCCGGAGAGUCCCCUCAACAGCUAUGCUGCUGCUCUGUGGAAUAAUAAGGAAGAUUACAGAAAAAUGGUCCACAAACAGUACUUUGCCGGAGAAUCACUUGAGAGUUGAUUUGUAGAAUUCGCGAUGGAUCACAAAAUGUCAUGUGGCCUUUGAUUUCUCUGUACAGCUCUGUGGAGGGGAAAUGUUUGCAAUGAAAAGUACAGUUUCUUUCUCA
Messenger RNA from Prunus dulcis (almond), 545 nucleotides. RefSeq names its product ubiquitin-conjugating enzyme E2 20-like. NCBI's taxonomy places the organism in Eukaryota, Viridiplantae, Streptophyta, Magnoliopsida, Rosales, Rosaceae. Bases 29 to 439 code for a protein of 136 amino acids. The record is from RefSeq and is a predicted model, not a curated record. The transcript is spliced from 4 exons.